AAAUUACGUAAAGCAAAAUUUGUUUAGACUUUAGAGGGGCUUUUUAUUUUGAGCAUUGUAUCUGGUUACUUUCAUUUUUCAAAUUUCUCUCUUAAUUUCUAUUUUGGGGAUUUUACUUUUCCCAGAAAUUAGAAAAGAGAAAUUGAAAUUCGGAGUCAUGAAUACUGGCGAUCUUCUUAAUAUUGAACCCACCGAACUCAGAUUUAACUUUGAAGUGAGGAAGCAGGCCAAUUGUUCUAUGACUUUGACAAAUAAGACAGACAAAUAUGUCGCAUUUAAGGUUAAAACAACCAAUCCAAAGAAGUAUUGUGUGCGUCCCAAUACUGGGGUUGUGUUACCUGGAGGAACAUGUGAGGUUACAGUUACGAUGCAAGCCCAAAAAGAAGCACCACUUGAUAUGCAAUGCAAGGACAAAUUCCUAGUUCAGAGUGCUAUGGCACCUGAUGGUAGUACAGCUAAGGAUAUAACUUCUGAGAUGUUUAACAAGGAUGAUGGGAAGGUUGUGGAGGAGUUCAAGUUGAGGGUUAUUUACAUUCCUGCUAACCCUCCUUCACCAGUCCCUGAGGAAUCAGAAGAAGGAUCCCCACCUCGCGAAGAUGUAAAUGAGCAGGCUGCAUUGGCGUCAGCUGUAACUAGAUCUUUUGAAGGGACCAAAGAAAAAGAUUCUGAGGCACGGUCUUUGAUAUCAAAGUUGACUAAUGAGAAAGCUUCUGCCAUUCAACAGAAUCAGAAACUUCGUCAUGAAUUGGAUAUGAUGAAAAGAGAAAUCGGCAGAAGACGUUCUGGUGGUGUGCCAGUGUAUGUAGUGGUGCUGAUCGGCAUUCUCAGCAUACUCCUUGGGUACUUGAUGAAGAGAACAUAGGACUCACACAAUACAUGCAAAUUACCAUCUCGAAAGGCCAAACAGAAUGUGCAGAUAGAUCAUCUAUAUGGAUGCAUCAUUGUCAAAACUGUAAAGAAAUUGUAGUGUCUUGGUUAUUUCUAUUUCUGUCGACACACUACACUGGCAGUUAGAUCUGGUUUUGUGCAUCAACUAUCAUAGGUGUUUACAUACUGCAGCACUCUGUUUUGGCAGAUUUAGUCUAAUAUCUAGUCCCAUGAUCUCACUUGGUGUGCUAUUUCCAUCCUCAGGUCCUAUUUGAAGAAAAAGGACUAUAUAACGUAAAAUUUUCAUGGUGGAUUGUCGAUCUUGGCCUUCCCGUUUGCCCCUCUGAACUGACACUUGGAUGAAUUUUUGUAGUGUUUGUUUCAUUUGUUUGAAUGAAUAAUGGCUGAUAGCUUACAAUCUAGAACUAUGAGAAUAUCAUUUCUUCAAGGAGUAUGCAUCACCUCCUCAUGUUUACGUGGUGUUUAUUUUAUCUGUAUAACAUGCCAAUCUACUUUGUUA
Molecule: messenger RNA, 1387 nt
Organism: Chenopodium quinoa (quinoa)
Lineage: Eukaryota; Viridiplantae; Streptophyta; Magnoliopsida; Caryophyllales; Amaranthaceae
Product: vesicle-associated protein 1-3-like
Exons: 8
Coding region: 158-862 (234 amino acids)
Biological process (GO): endoplasmic reticulum membrane organization
Cellular component (GO): endoplasmic reticulum membrane; plasma membrane
Source: RefSeq, a predicted model, not a curated record